AUGGAGGAACGGUCGAUGAUACAUCGCGGCGUGUUCUUCCUGUUACUGAUCACAUGGCUGACAAUUCUGUCAAUCGCGAGGUGUCAAAGUGUUUGUCCUGCUAGAUGUUUGUGUUAUCUCAGCCAAAUACCUAAAAGAAUCGAAUGUUCGAAGCAACAAUUACUGGUAUUUCCCAAAAAUAUUAGUGAUGUAGUAGAGCACCUGGAUCUAUCGGGUAAUUUUUUAAGUAAGAUCACCGAUGAAAUUAAUCGAUUGACCGAGCUACAGUACCUGAAUCUGGCCAGGAAUCAGCUUACUUCCCUACCAAAUAAUCUUGAGAAAUUGCAAAAGCUUCGUACAGUAGAUCUAUCAGACAACAGUAUCGUAAAUACGGCAGAUAUUGCUUCCAUUAGCCAGCUACCAUCUCUGACAGUUCUAUACAUCUCAAGGAAUCUAUUAACCGACUUGAAAGGGCUAACCAGCGACAUGCUUCAGGCACUAGAUGCCGGCCAUUGCCGUAUAAUAGAAUUCGGUAACUCAUCCUUGAAUGGAUUGUCAGCGCUGACAACUCUGAAUCUCGCGGGAAAUCCGCUGAAGAGUAUUCAAAUGCCCGUCAGCGAGACACUGCGAUGGUUAGAUAUGUCUGACUGCGUUCUAAAUUAUCUCAAUCCAGACACUUUUAGCAGACUUCCCGAAUUGGAGGAGCUACGAUUAGUCAAUAAUCCCAAAUUAGCAUAUAGCACUCGAUACUCAACUUUACAGCAUCCGAAGUUAAAGAGACUGGACGUAUCAAGAUGUAAUCUUGAUCGACCUGGUCUUCAUGGUUUCCCAUCGUUGAUGCAAGCUCGUCUCUCUCGUAACGCGAUUCACAUGUUACCAGAUCGUAUUUUCGCCAAAAACAAGCAGCUGACGCACUUGUAUCUGAAUGCGAACAACUUAGAGCGAGUGAAUGCCAGCACUUUCGAAGGUCUGGUGAAGCUUCAGGUGCUGGAUUUGUCCGCAAACAAUCUUGGAGAAGUUCACAGAAUAGCAUUCCAGGAUAAUAUCGAUCUCAGGAUCUUGAAUCUUUCCUACAACUCUCUACGCCGAUUCCCGGAUUUGUCGUCUCUCGUUACGUCGAUGGAUCUAUCUUUCAAUCUAAUCAAUCACUUCAAUGAGAAUUCACUAGAAGAUAUGCCCAGAAUCAGAAGUCUGAAUUUAAAAGAUAAUCAUCUACAAUCAUUACCACGCGGCUUAAAAUCGAGAACAUUGAAAAUACUGGAUGUGCAAAGAAACAGACUUGUUGAGCUUCACAACGAUAGCUUUAAUGGAUUGCCAUCGUUACAAAAAAUUGAUUUGUCAGGAAAUCGCUUGACGGAGGCAAUGGAUCCCGACAUAUUUCGAAACAAUUUAGAUUUGACCAUAGUUCGUUUAGAAGAUAAUCCAUGGAGAUGCGAUUGCACGCAGCUCUAUGUCACCUUUGAAUUCUUAACAGAACCUCCCGCGAAAACUAUGGGAUCAAGCUUGAUUUGUCAAAGUCCGGCAAACGUUUCCGGUUAUUCGUGGGAAGUGGCCUGUUUCGACGCAUGGAACACUGACUUGUAUUAUAAUAAAGACAGAACUUGGGGGAUGGUAAUGAUCUGCUUACUCAUCCUGGUUGUUCUGUGUGGCAGCGUGGUGUCGAUUAAACAUACGUUGAAGAUAAAGAGAAGAAUUCUCGAACAGAGGCAACAAAUAGAAUCAGCAGAAGAGAGAGAAAGAUUACGAUUUUUGCAAAGAAGGAAUCAACAUUUAGAGGAAGAAAUAGAAGAACUGGAGACUCUAGAAGAACCCAGAAUUAAUCCUUUAGAAUUAAUCGGACCACCUAGCUAUGAAGAGGCGGUCCAAAUGCCCAGACUGGCUCGCUCCAUGGACGCUUUAAACGAGAUCUCCAUCGAAAAUGGCACCUUGCGCUCCAUAAAUUCCGUGGAUAAUCUACGGACAAAGAAGAGGAGAGCGAGGAGACCUCGGAAACGAACUCAGAGCGAGGAUGAUUUGCUGAGACGAGAAGAACGCCGGCAGGAACGAAUCAGAAGAGAAAGAAACAAUUCUAGCGGAAACAUCUGCGACACGGAUCAAUCGCACAAUACGAAUCCCAGGAAUCCUAGGAUCUCCUCGGCGCGCAAAACCAGGAGGCACAGCAUCGUGGACGAGGCCAUCGAGUCCAGUAGCAGCAAGGACAGGCCAAGGCCGCAGACUCCCUCCUCGAGAAGAAGAAAGAGGAGACAGGUGUUCAGAACCGAGCAUGUGACCGACGACGAAGAUUCUGACGUCCAAGUAAUGACGUCCAACCGGUCCAUUGUCAUCAAGGAACUCAAACGAGAACCCAAGAGCGGUUAUAGAGAAUCAUUCGUGGAACGCGAAACUUAAACUACAUGUGAAUUAUUUCACGACGGAUAAUAAAUUUUUUAGUAGAUUUAAUAAAAAUAUAGAAAAGAAAAGGGAAACGCAAACUUUUAACAUUUUCGUUGCACUUAUCGGACAUAUGCAAUGAACAUCGUAUAUUUCGCACACGACGGGAAUCUUUAAUUUUAAAUCUUACUUUAUCGACACGAAAAUCAUCUCUAAGUGGUAUGAUCUUAUUUGACACUAAAUCAACAGGGCGGGUGCGGAUUCAUGAUAACAUACGUCAGUUGCGCGAUAACGUUACGACAGUUUUAUCUCGUCAAACCGGUUUUUUUCUCUCGUGUUAAAUACACAUAUUGCCCAAGGAAGAUUAGUAAUCAAGGAAAUGACAAAUGAGACGACUGGCCAAUAGUAAAAGGUUUACUCUGAAGAAGAGCAAAAGCGUCUUCCUGGAAUACUGUCUCCUCCAGUCGAGAUUCUCCAGCUAUAAUAGCAUAAGAUUACCAGCUUGAAUAUUGCGAAGACGUGCCGAUCUCAAAUUACAGUAAUUUCUUGUCAAUUUAAAAAGAAUUAAGAUGCUGCGAGAUUACAGUUAUGAACUAAUCGUCUAUCAUGUUACUGUAUCAUUUAUGGGAAUGAGAAUGGCGGUGAAGAGCAAUACGCAUAGAUUAUAAAUAAUUAAAUUAUUAAAUAUUUAGCUUACAUUCAGUAAUACCCUCUAAAUGAUUUAUUAAAUACUAUCGCUACUAUGGUAAACACUUCACAAAUUCUUCUAUCACUUAAAUGACGUUGCCUUAUUUAAGAAAAAAAUAUAAAAACUUAAGAUUUUUAAAUUUGUGAACAGAUAUUAAAAAUACAUUUAUAUCUGUACAGGAUAUAUUGGCACGAAAAGAAUACACACAUGUAUUUGCAGUUUCUACUUAUUUGUUUCUUCCUUUGCAAACGUCGGUAAUUGUGAUAUGACUUGUCUUACUUUCUUUAAGUGCAAAGUGUCGUUGGAUAAUUAUAUAACUGAUAUAUAUAAAAGUAAUCGUGACAAUGUCGAUGACGUGUUUGCAAGAAGAACAAAGUGAGGUCAAAGAUUAUACCGGUGACGCACGAUUAAAGUAAAUGAUGAUAUCAACAAAA
Pogonomyrmex barbatus (red harvester ant) is the source of this 3471-nucleotide messenger RNA. RefSeq lists its product as uncharacterized. The record is from RefSeq and is a predicted model, not a curated record. NCBI's taxonomy places the organism in Eukaryota, Metazoa, Arthropoda, Insecta, Hymenoptera, Formicidae. Gene Ontology annotation, molecular function: protein binding.